This is a messenger RNA of Rodentolepis nana, 279 nucleotides long. Lineage: Eukaryota; Metazoa; Platyhelminthes; Cestoda; Cyclophyllidea; Hymenolepididae. The record is from the annotation of a GenBank genome assembly.
AUGCUGACUGAAACAGCCGUAAGGGUAGUUCUUGCAUCAAGGGCAUCUUUGGGCAUCUUUGAUGUGUUGGAAGAAAGUGUGAUUGUUGUAGGUCUCAAGGAACCAGGUCAGCCUCCUGUUAACCAUUCUUUCCAUAAGUUAAGCCCAGGUCAGCCUCCUGUUAACCAUUCUUUCCAUAAGUUUCGUCAGCACGCUUGUGAGGGAGAUAUGCCUAUAGUUGUCAGGGUUGCUAGGGCCUUUGCCCUUUAUAGUACUGGUAUUACAAUGGCAACUUUCCAU